Messenger RNA from Alternaria arborescens, 2106 nucleotides. RefSeq lists its product as hypothetical. The transcript has a single exon. The coding region runs from base 1 to 2106 and encodes 701 amino acids. Lineage: Eukaryota; Fungi; Ascomycota; Dothideomycetes; Pleosporales; Pleosporaceae. Gene Ontology annotation, biological process: maintenance of mitotic sister chromatid cohesion; mitotic sister chromatid cohesion. Gene Ontology annotation, cellular component: SMC loading complex; chromatin. Gene Ontology annotation, molecular function: double-stranded DNA binding. The record is from RefSeq and is a predicted model, not a curated record.
AUGGACCCGCGAUACAACUGGCAGCCCCAGGGCUAUCCGAGUGGCCAUCCAAACAACCAGUAUCCUCCGUAUGCGCCGCCUCCGCAACAACAACAGCAGCCGCCGCCGCCGCCGCCAAAUGGCUACCAACACCAUGGCUACCCCCAAUACCCUCCUAUGCAGAUGCAGACGCCUCAGGGAUAUCCUCAGUCACAGCCAGCGCCAUACCAACUACCACCACAACCCAGUAUGCCUCGACCGAUGAGCCAACAAUAUGCGCAAAUGCCUCCUCAAAUGCAACCCCAGCAACCCCAGCAACCGCCGCCGCCACCGCAAUAUCAACGGCAGCCUCAAGUCAUUAUCCCCGCGAGAAACCCCCAAUACGCUUCUCCCAUGCAGAUGCCGCAGAUGCAACCCCCGCGGAUACGACAUGUACAAGUACCCGUACAGCGAACAAGCAGCGCAGGCAUCGCGCAAGCAGAUGGCUCUGGAGACCAGCAACGGCGAUAUAGCGCACAGCAGCCACCCAACCCCCCUGUAUCUAAGCCGGUACAGCGAUCACCUUCGCAUCAAGAGAAUGGCCCAAGACCGCAGCAGCGGCCUGUUGUCACGCCGUCGAAUGGUCAGGCUCCAUAUCGAGCGCCGCUACAGCCGCAGACGACGCCUCAGCAGCAGCGUGUACCGCCGCAGUCGCAGUCGCAGUCGCAGUUGACGCCUCAGCUGCAGCGCAUGCCAUCGCUGUCGACGCCUCAGCAGCAACCUCCACCGUCGACACCCCAGCAACCGCGACCUUCACAGUCGACACCCCAGCAGCCGCGGCCCCAGUCGACUCCCCAACAACAGCGCGUUCUCCCGCCGUCUCGAACACCAUCGAGCCAGUAUGGCAGCCCAUUCCCUCAACCACCCUCUUCAAAACCGCGGAUGCACCCCCAGGUUGUUAUUCCCAAAACCUCUGCGUCGCACCAGCUCACACCCACGAAGCGUGCUCAUCUCCCCCAGAAAGCGCUUCCCGCCGAGCUCUCGGAACUUUUACUCACGGCUGCGGACGAAUACAUCGCGGUUGCGCGAGGCAUGGGAUCGCUGUUCAUACGGGAAAGAAAGGAGGCAGACGUGAGACAGUACUACAAACUAAUGUCCACCGCCAUGGGAUGUAUGGAUACUGUAUUGAAGGACUUCAACAUGCCGCCUAGGGACGAGGCGAAAUUACGGUUGAGAUAUGCUAGCCUGCUCAUUGAAGAGACGGACAUUGAGGCUGCCGACGUCUCCAGUCGGAUCGAAGAGAUUUUGUCUAAGCAAAUAUCCCUCUGCGGACGCCAUCGCUUGCAGGAUCUGAAGUUCGCGGCUUUCCAUCUUCAAGCGCGGUACCAGUUCAAGACCAAUCACCGCGCUGGCCUCAAGUCACUUGAUAAACCGAUACAAGAAGCGGAAACCUUCCAACACAUCGCUUGGGUGUAUGCACUGCGCUUUCUCAAAGUCACGUUGGCGUUGCAAAUACCGGGUCGUGUAGAGGUGACACUGGCUCUCCAGCAACUCCAUGCUAUACAGGACCAUGCAGGUCGACGAGGCGACCGCGCCAUAUAUGUCGCUUGUCAUGUGCUCGAAGCCAUGAUUCAUCUGCGGUCAGGUGCAGCAGAUCGGAUAGACAAUGUCCAGCGCGCCAUUGCAACAGCGCGUAGCCUGCAACUCGAGGUAUCAGCCAAGCAACUGGGAUCAUUCGGCACUCUCAUUGAUAUAAUCGACAUUGCCAGUGGUAUUCAAAAAGGGAGUCCAAACCCGCAAAAGUCCACUGCCCUUCUCGAGUCUAUACUACGCGACAACAACGAUCAGAGAAGCUCACACAGUAGCGUCUUUACUGUUCUGAUUGAGCGAAGCUUUGGGGGUAACCUCACGUUUGACACUGCUGGGGUGUUCAGAAAGAAUGCAGAGCAAAAAGACGAAUUGGUCUUUGCAUGGCUCCCAAAAGAGGAUUUGCAAGCGUUAUGUUUUCACAUCUGCGCUCUGGAUCAACACGUCCACGAAAAGGGGCUCAAUUUCAUGAAAGAAGCCCACCAGCGAUUCCGCGAAACGGCAAAGCGACGCACUUUCAACGGCAUACCGAUCUCAAUCGCUUUUGCACGCAUAGAGUGA